Messenger RNA from Stegastes partitus (bicolor damselfish), 523 nucleotides. It is a transcript of the gene uqcr11, whose product is annotated as ubiquinol-cytochrome c reductase, complex III subunit XI. The record is from RefSeq and is a predicted model, not a curated record. Gene Ontology annotation, cellular component: mitochondrial inner membrane. The transcript has 2 exons. Gene Ontology annotation, biological process: mitochondrial electron transport, ubiquinol to cytochrome c. NCBI's taxonomy places the organism in Eukaryota, Metazoa, Chordata, Actinopteri, Pomacentridae.
AUGAUUGGUAAAAUAGUAGGUCAGAAGUAUGUGACCAUUGCUAAGGCAUGGUUCCCAACGAUGGCUGGUUGGGGCUCAACAGCAGGUAUAGCUAUUGUCUACGUAACAGACUGGUGAUUGAUUUUGGAUCAUGUUCCCUACAUCAAUGGCAAAUUUAAGAAGGACGAGUAGUGACGAUAAGGUUAGUCUGAGAAAUGGCAGAAACAGCAUGCUAAAUAUGGAGAUUAUCAUUGAGGCCUGAAGCGUCAUCACACUUCUCUUGGCUCAAGACUGUUUCAGUGGCGUAAUGUUUGCAAGUGUGAGACCAGACCCCAAAUUCAAACAACUUCCUCUUCUGCAGCUAUAUUGGCUUUAGACCUUUUGAGUCAGUGUUCACAUCUCUUACACGCUGCGGUUUUGUGUAACACAAAAUGCUUUCUAGGAACUAUACCUGUCAGUGCAUACACAGAAUUCAGUUAUUACCAAGCGUGAAACAUGUUUUACAAAUAUAUGCAGUUGUGUUACAUUGUCAGUAUUCAAUUCA